AUGGGCUCUUUCUCCAGCUAUGAGAGGAGCAGAGUGGCUCAUGGUGUUACAGAAAAGGCAGGCUGGAAGUGUCAUGUCAUCACAGCUUUUCUGAAGGAGGAACACAAGGAGAAAACCAUGCUGUGACACAAGAAGGAGAAGCUGCGCAGACUUAGAGAGCAGCCAGAAAAAUUCGUCAAAGGCACUGUUGCCAAGUGCACAGAUGUGUGGAGCAACGCCACUGUCUUAGAGCCUCCAUGUGCAUUUGCUAUGACAUACAUCAAUGUUGAUGAGAGACAGGAACACUGCCGGGUGAUCUUGAGCUGCCAAAAUAAUCAGCUCUAUGCACAACAUGGCUUAAAGGAUUUUUCCGUUAGCAGCAUGCAUCCACUAAAGAACCUAGACACUCAUAUUUUUUCUGGGGACUUCCACAGUCUGGACUCCUGCCACACAGGCAAGGCACCUUUGGCCAGUCCUGUGGAAAACCGGAUGUAUCGGAGCGUGGAGAACCUUCACUGGGCAUCAGUUGCUGACUCUGGGCUGUAUUCUCACUGCCGGAGCCUGGAUAACGAGAUCAUCUUUCGCUAUAGAGGCACCAGUCAGUGGACAGAAGGCUGUGUGGAUGUGGCCCCAGUACAGAGCACAUCGGACUCUCUGAGAAACCUUUCUCUCCAUGCUAAACAGACAUCUCGAUCAGCACAGAAUGUGUUCCUCCCUCCCUUUGCCAAAGUGCCUCAGUGGCUUUUCCCUUCUGCAGAGGAAAGAGCCCUACACGGGGAUGCCAAAAAAGAGCUGAAGGAGAAGCUGAGGCUGCACAGCAGUAAGGUGGCAGAGCCCUGCAAGCCAGUGCGUCCACAGGUGGCCCUGCCUGACCUGACGGCCCGGGAGUUUUUUGAAUGCCAGAUGUGCCGGCAGUACAAGAACGGUUGUGCUGUCAACUGCUGCACGGUUUUGGUGGAACACACUGCUCUCAGGCACAGCCUCACAGGGAGGCAGAGACUGUGUUUUGCACACAGGAUCAUCAGUCCAGAAGACAUCAAGCAGGAGGCUCAAAGGAGGCUUCAGCUCCGAAGGCAGAAUAGCUCCCCCAGUUUGCCCCUUCAGCGUGCUGGGGAAAGCCAUGAGAUGGCCAAAUCCAGAACAGCAGAAACCCUGGAACAGUAUAGUGGGGAAACAGAUGUCAAAGCCACAGUGGGACAGAGCAAGAAAGGCCGCUGCAAAGGGAGGCUCUACAUACCCACCUUUGAGGAAUUCAAGCAAAUGAGAAGUAAGGAGGCAAAUUCAUCUGCCAGCAGCAGUGGGCCAACAGAGUGCUUGAAUAAGGGUCUGCCUGCAAACCAGACCCUGGAGGAGGAGAACAGUAAGAAUGUGUGUCCAGAAGCUGUGGGGACCAAAGCUGUGAAUGAAGCCGCUGUCACAGCGGAGGGUGAUGACGAUGUGUUCCAUGAAAACCACACCUCUGCUGGCUUUUCCCAAUAUCCAGCCACAUGGGAUGGUUUCAGAAUGAGCAGCCCUGAGGUGAAAGACAGAACCUUCCAGAUCCCCAGCCCGGAGAGAUCCCCAGUCCCCAUUUGCUCUAGCCCUAUUCCACGAUCACCUUUGCAGGCAGUAACAACACACAGAGCCGGGCAGGAGAUCUUCAGUGAUGAGCAGCAGAAAGGAGAGACAAGACAAUUAAAUGAUGUCCUCCACCUUGCAGGGCAGUCGCUGGCUUCCGAAGCCCAGUCCUCUUGCUGUUCAUCGCUGCUGUUAGAAGCCACAGACUUAUCCAGCUAUGGAGCUAAACUGCAAAAAAUGAAGGAUGAAUUCAUAGGUUCAGCCCUGGAACUUAUUAAGAAAAGGUAA
This is a messenger RNA of Nipponia nippon (crested ibis), 1824 nucleotides long. The record is from RefSeq and is a predicted model, not a curated record. Lineage: Eukaryota; Metazoa; Chordata; Aves; Pelecaniformes; Threskiornithidae.